AUGGCUCGCUGGCUCCGCGACCGCCUUCUCUUCCGCAGCGCCAAGCCGGAGCCCCCGCAGCCGGACUACGCGGCGGGUCCCGAGCAGCCGGACUUGCUGGCCGCCUACCGCCUGCAACGCGAGCGCGACUUCGAGGAUCCUUACGGAGGGGGCUCCGGAGACCCCCCGGCCGCCCCGCCACGCUGCCGCUCGCCCCGCCGGAGGCUCAUCCGGGUGGAAGCGGAGAGGGCGACGGCGGCGGCGGGCGCCCCCUCCCUCGGGCUGGGAGACCCGCCGGACCAGAAGGAGAACAAGGUCUUGCGGCGGGAGCUCCUCUUCUUCCUCCUCCUCUUCUUCCUUCUCCUCCUCUCCUCCUCCACAGCAGAAUGUCCUUCUAAGAUGCUAGGAGAAGCUCUACUUGGAGGGGAGAGUUGGUGUCAUGACGCUUGCCUAUCCAGGCAUGGGAAGUCUUCAAGCGGGCUCUCUUCUCCUCUUUGCCACCUAGAGGUUCAGAAGAACGGGUCCAAGGAGGAACUGGCCACUCAGAAGCCUCUGCACUUGUAUGACACGCCCUACGAAGCCCCUGAGAAUGAAUCGGGCCCAGAGGACCAAGUUUCUUCUCAGCCUGCUGUCUCCUGCCGCUACUCGUGGUUGCCAGAAGAUGACGAGAGGCCUCCAGAGGAGUAUGACCAGCCCUGGGAGUGGAAGAAGGAGCGGAUCUCCAGAGUCUUUGCUGUGGAGAUUGAAGGGGUCAAAGACUUGCCGUGGCCUCCGCCAGUUGGACAGCUUGAUGGCUCAACUAACCACUCGGAACCUGAGAAACACCUCCUUCUCCAAAGCGCCAGCUCCAGAGAUGCUCCUCCGGGCCUCCAGAAUGCCAGUACCAGCGCUCCGGACUCUUCUGCUUUGUCCUGUCCCCUGGAAGUCAGUGGUGAGUAA
This is a messenger RNA of Thamnophis sirtalis, 918 nucleotides long. The record is from RefSeq and is a predicted model, not a curated record. NCBI's taxonomy places the organism in Eukaryota, Metazoa, Chordata, Lepidosauria, Squamata, Natricidae.